Echinococcus granulosus is the source of this 492-nucleotide messenger RNA. RefSeq lists its product as hypothetical. The transcript is spliced from 4 exons. Lineage: Eukaryota; Metazoa; Platyhelminthes; Cestoda; Cyclophyllidea; Taeniidae. The record is from RefSeq and is a predicted model, not a curated record. The coding region runs from base 1 to 492 and encodes 163 amino acids.
AUGGGUUGUCUUUGGGCGACGGAAGUUCAAAUAAAUGAAUACACUAAUUUAGAAGGCGAAAAAAGUCACUGUGAUCCCUGUUGUGGCACACAUCCUAAAUUAAUGAGCACUGGAAGAAGGGCUAACGAUAGUAUUAACACUGUUGUGGAAGGCGAAAUUUCAUUCUGGUGGCAGAAGGGGCUUGUGCCUAACUCAUUCAGUUCCGCAGAUCAAUGCACAUGCAUGCAUUUGCAAUCAACAAACUUCCAUCAAUUUGAACAUUCAUACAGGAUGUGUAGUUACUUCGACUUCACAUCUCAUGAAAUUAAUUCGACGCGCAGACUCUCUAGCUAUAAUAAUAGAUGGUCCUCUACAGUUUAUGCAAAGAAAGUGGUCGAUGGUGACCCAAAGAAUGAUCUAAAAAAUUUUCAUUCCCUCUAUGCACCAUCUACAUAUGAUGUGAAGGAAGUGAAUCGCAGACCAUCCGUGUGUACUCCAAAAUUUUGUACCUAG